Messenger RNA from Neoarius graeffei (lesser salmon catfish), 879 nucleotides. RefSeq names its product doublesex and mab-3 related transcription factor 1 (gene dmrt1). The transcript has 5 exons. Gene Ontology annotation, cellular component: nucleus. Gene Ontology annotation, biological process: regulation of transcription by RNA polymerase II; sex differentiation. The record is from RefSeq and is a predicted model, not a curated record. Gene Ontology annotation, molecular function: RNA polymerase II cis-regulatory region sequence-specific DNA binding; DNA-binding transcription factor activity, RNA polymerase II-specific. The coding region runs from base 1 to 879 and encodes 292 amino acids. NCBI's taxonomy places the organism in Eukaryota, Metazoa, Chordata, Actinopteri, Siluriformes, Ariidae.
AUGAGCGCGGAUGAGCAGAGAGCGCCGGCGGGUCCUGAGGGCUCCACUCCGCUGUCCCCGGAUCUGCUGGGCAAAAAACAGCCUCGAAUGCCGAAAUGCUCCCGCUGCAGGAACCACGGCUUCGUCUCACCUCUGAAGGGCCACAAGCGCUUCUGUAACUGGCGGGACUGUCGGUGCCAGAAGUGCAAACUGAUCGCGGAGCGCCAGCGCGUCAUGGCGGCUCAGGUGGCUCUGCGGCGUCAGCAGGCUCAGGAGGAGGAGAUGGGCAUCUGCACUCCAGUGAACCUCUCCGUUCCAGACAUCAUGGUGAAGAAUGAACUGGGAAGUGAUUGCAGCUUCGCGGUGGGAGCGAGAUCACCUUCCUCCAACAGCACUGGAUCUGCUUCUUCUCCUGCUGCCUCUGGGAGCCGCUCUUCACUGUCGCUGAGCCCCACAGCAGCCAGCAAGGGACACUCUGAAGGCUCUGCUGACCUGGUGGUGGAUGCGUCCUACUGCAACUUUUAUCAGCCUUCCCGCUACCCAGCGUACUACAGCAGUCUCUACAAUUACCCACAGUACCAGCAGAUGCCCAGUGGAGAUAGCCGCCUGUCCAGCCACAACAUGCCCCAGCAAUACCGUAUGCACUCCUAUUACUCUGCAGCCUCCUACUUCAGCCAGGGCCUGAGCACAGCUGCCUGCAAGCCCCCCAUUUUCACCCUUGAGGACAACAACAUCUGGCCCGAGCACAAACCUGCAGCUUUCUCUGCUGAUGGAGUUCCUGACACCAGCAUGGCCUGCAUGCCCAUCAACCCUAUGGUGAGUGCUGAGAACAAGGCAGAAUGUGAGCCCGACUCUGGAGUGUUUACUGUAGACUCCAUCAUAGAGGGAGCUGCCAAGUAA